Messenger RNA from Lathyrus sativus (Indian pea), 705 nucleotides. NCBI's taxonomy places the organism in Eukaryota, Viridiplantae, Streptophyta, Magnoliopsida, Fabales, Fabaceae. The record is from the annotation of a GenBank genome assembly.
AUGGUUCUUCUGGCAUGUUUUGUGCUUUUCCUUUCUCUAACUGGAUAUUCAAGUGGUGCUAUGUAUUGUGUGUGUAAAGAUGGUGUUGGAGAUCAAAAUCUUCAAAGGGCUAUAGAUUAUGCUUGUGGUGCUGGAGCUGAUUGUUCACCUAUUCUACAAUCUGGAUCAUGUUUUCAACCCAAUACUGUGAAAGAUCACUGCAGUUAUGCUGUUAAUAGCUAUUUCCAGAAAAAGGGUCAAGUUCAAGGUAGCUGUGAUUUUUCUGGUAGUGCUAUGACCAGUCCAACUCCACCUACUACUUCAACAACUACCUGUGUUUUUCCUUCAAGUGGCAAUGCAGGAGGAGGUACAGGCACAACUCCAGGAACCAAUACACCUGUAGGCACAGCACCACCUUCCACCAUAACUCCAACCACACCUGCAGGUACAACACCAGGAACAGGAACAGGUACCGGUACCGGCACAGGCACACCAACCGGCACAGGCACACCAACCGGCACAGGCACAGGAACAGGUACAGGCACAGGCACCGGAACUGGCUCAACCACAGGUGGUCCUAAUGUGUUUGGGAUGAGUCCAACAUCUUCAACUGGUAAUGGAAGUGGCUUCACUGACCCUAAUGGAGUGGUUCAAUUAAAAAAAUGUAGUUACGUUUUGUUGCUAUCCCUUGUUUUUACUUUAUGGCUAGUAACUUUAAGGGACUAA